Molecule: messenger RNA, 3129 nt
Organism: Ctenopharyngodon idella (grass carp)
Lineage: Eukaryota; Metazoa; Chordata; Actinopteri; Cypriniformes; Xenocyprididae
Exons: 2
Coding region: 1615-2982 (455 amino acids)
Source: RefSeq, a predicted model, not a curated record
CUCAACCUGUAGAGAACAAUGACACACUCUUCACUCUCUCAGUUCAGAUCAGAUCAGUUUAGCAGUGAAUCUAUUAAUAAAGAGAAAGUACAAACUUAAAGCACAAAUCAAUAUGUGUGAUAAUUGAGAUAUAAAAUGUCACAGAGCACAAAACAUGAUAUGUGUGUAUGUGUGAUUUAUGAGGACACAUAUUUGUAUAAUGACAUGGGUAUUACACUGGUAUUACAAUGUAAACAUGCAAUAUGAAGACAUUUCAUGAGUCCUCAUGUUUAAAAAAGCUUUAAAGGUGCCCUAGAAUUGAAAAUUGAAUUUACCUUGGCAUAGUUGAAUAAUAAGAGUUCUGUACAUGGAAAUGACAUACAGUGAGUCUCAAACACCAUUGUUUCCUCCUUCAUAUGUAAACCUUGUGCGUGAAAAACACCACGGAAAAACAGGCGAAUCUCAGCAUAACACCGACUGUGACGCAACAGUCGGGAUCAUUAAUAUGUACGCCCCCAACAUUUGCAUAUACCAGCCCAUGUUCAAGCCAGUAUUAACGUCUGGAGCUGCACAGCCGAAUCAUCAGACGUUCUGCAGGUUUUGUGAAGCCAUCAAGCAAUGACAAUAGCGAAAAUGGCAGAUGGAUCGAUAAUAACUGCUUAUGAUCCAUGAUAUAUUUAGUGAUAUUUGUAAACUGUCUUUCUAAAUGUUUCAUUAGCAUGUUGCUAAUGUACUGUUAAAUGUGGUUAAAGUUACCAUUGUUUCUUACUGUAUUCACAGAGACCAGAGCCAUGUCGUUAUUUUAAUUUUUAACCCGAAAAUGCUUGUAGUCUGUAUAAUUCAUAAACGCAUCUUCAUUCUUUAUAAAUCUCUCCAACAGUGUAGCUUUAGCCACGCAGCAUUAUCAAACUCAUUCAGAAUCAAAUGUAAACAUCCACAAUAUGCCAUACUUACGUGAUCUGCUAUGCUGCAUCACCAACAGUUUGUAAAGAUCCAUUUUGAGAGUUAUAUUGUGAACUUCAGUAUUGUUUAUGCAAUGUUUAUUGGAGUCGCGAGUUUGGGGGCGGGGAGCACAAGCAUUUAAAGGUGUACACACCCCAAAUCAGAGCAUUUUUAAUUCCACCCCAAAAUAGGCAGUUAAAACAUGGUAUAAUAAAUGAUCUGUGGGGUAUUUUGAGCUGAAACUUCACAGACACAUUCUGGGGACACCAGAGACUUAUAUUACAUCUUGUGAAAUAGUGUUCUAGGGUACCUUAAAAACAUACUAAACAAUGUUUUAUUAAAAAUGUAAAAAUGCAGAAAGUUUUCUGUGAGGGUGUCACAUCCACGCCUUCCCGGACUCCGUUUCCCAGAAUCCUCCUGUUCCGCACUCCUGUUUGCACUUCCCUCAUCAGUCUUCCCGCCAUCUCCCCGGAUUCCCAGCACCUGUUGUCCUUGUCAGCACUCCCUUUAAGUUGGACUCACUCCCUGCACUCCUGGUCCGUUAUAUUGUUUGCUACAUGUGUGUAAAGCUGUCGUUCUGUCCUUCGAUGAUAUUAAAGCCCUGAUAUUGUGGAUUUCCGUAUUUCGCCUCAUCAAUACAGCAUACACCGUAACAGAAUAACGGACCCAACCGCUGGAAGUCUACUUUUCAAGAUGGGCUUAUUCUUCAUCUCCGAGAUCCCUGUGUCUCCCGUGCCUCCAAAGCCAGCUACAGCGUCGGAUCGCCUUUGUGGGUGCCGGCAGGACGGUCGCUCGCUGGAGAGGUAUGUGGAGGAGUUUGUCGAGCUUGCUUAUUUGGCGAAUUGGCCAGAUGCCUGUUUGAACGCCUGUUUUCUGGCGGGGCUGGACGAGGACACGAUCCGUUUUAAAGAACCUGCCUGCUAUUUUUCCCUAGUUGAAGCAAUUAAUCUGAUUUUGUUCCUAAAUUGUUCUGAUUUUGUCAUUGAGGAGGUUCUUGAUAAGUCGUGUGAUCCUCGUCCAGUUUCCUCAGAAACACCGGCGGCCUGGCCAGUUCGCCAAUUGCCGCUUCCCUCCGCCUGCCCCUCCAGUGAGCAUUCCCCUGGUGUCCUGCCGGACCCAAAACCCCGGAUGGGCGAUGAAAUAUCCUCAACUGGGCCGAAACUGCAAAGAAAGAAGAAAAGGGCCACCAAACAACCCAAGUCUUCUGAGUUUUCUGCCUCCAUGCAGCCCCAGUUUCCUGAGUUGGCUGUCUCCAUGCAGCCCCAGACUCCUGAGUUUAAUGCCUCAGUGCAGCCCGAGUCUCCUGAGUUGUCUGUCACCGUGCAGCCCAAGAUGCCAGUCCUGGACACGGAGGACUGGUUAAUAGACUUUUGGGCUGAACCAGCUCCCAGUCUCCUCGACCUUGUUUCAGCCUUCCAUGUGCCAGCCCUCACCGAGCCCGCUCAAGGGUCCGCCGAGCCCGCUCCAGCCGCCGCCGCCGCCGUGCCAGCCGCUCCAGCAGCCGCCGUGCCAGCCGCUCCAGCAGCCGCCGUGCCAGCCGCUCCAGCAGCCGCCGUGCCAGCCGCUCCAGCAGCCGCCGCCGCCGCCGCCGAGCCCGCUCCGACUCCAGCCGCCGCCGAGCCCACCCCAACCGCCGCUGGACCCACUCCAGUAGCCCACGAGCCCUUUGAACCCCUGAGUCUCCCAAAAUAUUUUUUUGGGGGGGGAAGGGUAUCUGUGGGUGGGAAAGAUGGGGGUGGGCUAGGAGACCCUCCGUGGCCUGCCGAGGCUCCUGACCCGCCGUGGCCUGCCGAGGCUCCUGACCCGCCGUGGCCUGCCGAGGCUCCUGACCCGCCGUGGCCUGCCGAGGCUCCUGACCCUCCGUGGCCUGCCAAGGCUCCUGACCCGCCGUGGCCUUCCCUGGCUCCGGACCCGCCCUGGAGACCUCCACAUCCACGCCUUCCCGGACUCCGUUUCCCAGAAUCCUCCUGUUCCGCACUCCUGUUUGCACUUCCCUCAUCAGUCUUCCCGCCAUCUCCCCGGAUUCCCAGCACCUGUUGUCCUCGUCAGCACUCCCUUUAAGUUGGACUCACUCCCUGCACUCCUGGUCCGUUAUAUUGUUUGCUACAUGUGUGUAAAGCUGUCGUUCUGUCCUUCGAUGAUAUUAAAGCCCUGAUAUUGUGGAUUUCCGUAUUUCGCCUCAUCAAUACAGCAUACACCAUAACAGAG